Molecule: messenger RNA, 351 nt
Organism: Asparagus officinalis (garden asparagus)
Lineage: Eukaryota; Viridiplantae; Streptophyta; Magnoliopsida; Asparagales; Asparagaceae
Product: ribosomal protein S2, mitochondrial
Exons: 1
Biological process (GO): translation
Cellular component (GO): mitochondrial small ribosomal subunit
Molecular function (GO): structural constituent of ribosome
Source: RefSeq, a predicted model, not a curated record
AGAAAUGGAAUUGCUAUUCUCGAUUCAGACAAGACACUUAUUUGUUUACGAAACGCUUUUCAUUUUAUAGGAUCUCCCAUUCGUCAAAAAGGCCGUUCCUUCUUUUUAAAGACCAAUCAUAUUUUUAUAUAUGAGAUAAUGGAAGAGAUGGCGAGCCGUAUCAAUGAUUCUCAAUGGAGGAUCGGGGCUUUUUUGACCAAUUCUUGUUCAAGUCCGAAAAAAAUCCGUUCGAGAAAGAAGAAGAUCAAUUUAGGGUCGAACCAACAACCUGAUUGUGUAGUUAUUCUGGAUUCCGAUAGAAAGUCUUCGGUCAUACUGGAAGCUGAUCGAUCACAAAUCGUGAUCGAAUGA